AGGGAUUUCAGGCUGUGAUUCCAGCCACUGCUCCCUAACUUGUGCUGCUGAUCAUCCCCCUCCAGGAGCCCCUGGCUGUUCCCCAGGACCCUGUGGAGCCCACCCGAGAUGUCUGUUUUUGGCUUCUGGAGCCUGCUCACAGCCCUUCUCAUCCUGCUCUGCUGCCUAGGGUCCGGUGGACAGGCAUUUGAGGUAUACAUAUGGCCAGAGAAGCUGGCAGUUGAGAUCAAAGGGUCUACGGAAGUCAACUGCAGCACCAGCUGUCCCCAGCCUGAUAAGGGAGGGCUGGAGACGUUCCUGAAAAAGAGGGCCAUCGAGGACCACCACCCUCAGUGGCAGCGGUUCUUGAUCUCCGACGUCUCCCAGGACACAGUGCUCUACUGCCAUUUCACCUGUGCCGGAAAGCAGAAGUUCAGGAAUCUCAGCGUCAGCGUGUACCAGCGUCCCACACAGGUCAUGCUGAAGCUGAAGCCCUCGAGGGUAGGGGUGGGCAAAAACUUCACCAUCGAGUGCACGGUGCCAGAGGUGAAGCCCCUCCAGAGCCUCACCCUCACCCUGUUCCAUGGCAAGAAUAUCCUUCAGAACCAGACCUUCAGUGGUGCAGUGCCUGCCUCCCAAGAGGCCACCACCACCUUCAAGAGCACAGCUCAGAGAGAGUAUGGCCUCCUGAACUUCUCCUGCCAGGCUGAGCUGGAUCUGCGGUCUCUUGGUGGGAGCCUCUUCCAGAGCAUCUCGGAGCCACAGACCCUUGAGGUCUAUGGGCCUGUGCAGGACAACCAGAUGGUCAUCAUCAUCACCGUCGUGUCAGUUCUGUUGUUCUUGUUUGUGACAUCUGUCCUGCUGUGCUUUGUUUUGGGCCAGCAUUUGCAUCAGCAGCGGACAGGUACCUAUGGGGUGCUAGCUGCCUGGAGGCGGCUGCCCCGGGCCUUCCGGGCACACCCUGUAUGACCUGCCUAGCCACCAGCACGGUAAUACUGGAACUCAACAUGACUUCAGCCCUGGUUGAAGGACUGUGACAGCGGCACAUGACUUUGGGGACACUCUUUUCUAGCCUAAAUACAGACCCAUGGACAUAACCCUGUGUUCUCCAUGUCUGUUCCUGCAUGUAGAAGGC
Molecule: messenger RNA, 1114 nt
Organism: Dipodomys ordii (Ord's kangaroo rat)
Lineage: Eukaryota; Metazoa; Chordata; Mammalia; Rodentia; Heteromyidae
Product: intercellular adhesion molecule 2-like
Exons: 4
Coding region: 109-948 (279 amino acids)
Biological process (GO): cell-cell adhesion
Cellular component (GO): membrane
Molecular function (GO): integrin binding
Source: RefSeq, a predicted model, not a curated record